Melanotaenia boesemani (Boeseman's rainbowfish) is the source of this 1492-nucleotide messenger RNA. It is a transcript of the gene shbg, whose product is annotated as sex hormone-binding globulin. NCBI's taxonomy places the organism in Eukaryota, Metazoa, Chordata, Actinopteri, Atheriniformes, Melanotaeniidae. The record is from RefSeq and is a predicted model, not a curated record. Gene Ontology annotation, molecular function: steroid binding. Bases 170 to 1354 code for a protein of 394 amino acids. The transcript has 8 exons.
UGGACCCCAGCACAGUGUGCUAGCACACACCUACACUCUAACACUGUGGCAAAAUAUCUCUGUUCCUCAUCCCACCGUAGACGCCUAAAAAAAAAACUAAGUGUGCAGACCACCCAAGGGCUCUAGAGAGUGCACACUGGGAGGCCCGGGUGGGUGAAUGUGCUGAAGGAUGACAGUGUUUUGGAAAGUAGUGGCAGGUGGACUGCUCUUUACUGUAAGCCUCACUCUGCUGGGACGGCAAGCUGAGGGGCAGGGGAACGGACGGGAUAAGAAAGAAGUAUCGGGAGAUUCAACCGUAUACCUCGGGCAGCACAGAGACCUCUGGAGGCCGCUGAUCCACACAACAGCCAACCUCUCUGAGAUUAGCAGCAUCAAGUCAUCCUUUCAGCUACGGACAUUUGACCCCGAAGGUGCAAUUUUUUACGGAGACACCAAAAACGGAGGGGACUGGUUUGUUUUGUCCCUGAAAGAUGGCAUCCCUCUGAUGCAGAUCAGCAAAGAAGAUGUACUCGUCAGCGUGGCAGGUGGGCCAAAGCUCAACGAUGGGAAAUGGCACACGCUUGAAGUGAGCAACCAAGGGAAGUUUGUCAUCCUAGAGGUGGAUGGCUCAGCUGGACUGGUGGUAGGCAUGCAGUCUGAAAAUAUAGAGGAUGUCAUUUUUGGUAAACUUCGACUGGCUGUUGGUGGAAUCCUGAUCAACAAGGAAAAGAUGAUUGUUCAGUUUGAGCCGCAGAUGGACGGCUGUGUGCGGGACGGAAGAUGGCUGAACCUUAGCAUCCCCUGGAAGGUGGAGGCAGAAGAGCUGUGGUCCUGUCAUCAAAACAUCCAACCUGGCAGCUACUUCCCAGGCACAGGAUUUGCUGUUUUCAACACAUCAGUUUUCCCAUUUGAGGAAGAACAUGGGCUGAAGAUUGAAUUGUGGGGUGAUUUUGGUCAGAUGGACGGGACCAUUUUGAGCAUCAAGCCUUCACAGGAAGAGCCGAUGUUUACUGUAGUAGCCAGCAAUAACACAAAGGUGGUCACGCUCAAGUUCAAAGAAGAAAAUGUCACUGUGGAAAACCCUUUCAAGAGACUGCUGAUUACCUUUCAGAAGGAUUUACUGAAAGUGUUUCCAGAUGAAGAUGAAUCAAAAAGCAUUGUGUUACCUGUCAGUGCUGUGAGCCACCCUGGUUAUUUGGCAGCUUGGAAAAAUGGUCUUCUUGCUGUUGGAGGUUUUCUGGGUGAAAGUGAGGAUAAUGUCGGCUCCCAUUUCUUGACAGGCUGUCUAGAGAAGAUCCAAGUCCAAGGGAGGGAUUUGGAUCUGGAUUUAGGCAUCAAGCACAAGUCAAUCUCCUCUCACAGCUGCCCCGCCUAGACCACAAAAGCAAGGAUGGGCUGUAUGUGGACUGGAUGUUUGAAGUUGAUGCAUUUAUUCACACAAGUCAAUGUAAAUGAUAAACAUAGCAUGUUUAAUUACCCUAAAGAUUGAAUGAAAAUCAAAGAAUGGCUACAG